Symbiodinium natans is the source of this 227-nucleotide messenger RNA. The record is from the annotation of a GenBank genome assembly. NCBI's taxonomy places the organism in Eukaryota, Dinophyceae, Suessiales, Symbiodiniaceae.
GUGUAUGUGAAGGAUUUCUAUGCGAAGUUGAAGGAAGUCGCAAAGCACACAUCUCCCAGCAACAGGACAGCCUGGGACGCCGAUGAGGUGGCAGAACUGGCAAGGCUUCUCGACGACGAGGCUGACGACGAAGACAGAGCCGAAGAAGAGGAAGAUGAUGAUGACGAAGAUGAGCCCGACGGUGAGUGGUCGGUGGGAUCCGAGAACCACGCGACAGGGCAGUGCAG